Truncatella angustata is the source of this 2040-nucleotide messenger RNA. RefSeq lists its product as uncharacterized. The coding region runs from base 1 to 2040 and encodes 679 amino acids. Gene Ontology annotation, molecular function: protein binding. Gene Ontology annotation, biological process: SCF-dependent proteasomal ubiquitin-dependent protein catabolic process. The record is from RefSeq and is a predicted model, not a curated record. The transcript has a single exon. Gene Ontology annotation, cellular component: SCF ubiquitin ligase complex. NCBI's taxonomy places the organism in Eukaryota, Fungi, Ascomycota, Sordariomycetes, Amphisphaeriales, Sporocadaceae.
AUGACUACCCCGCCAAGCCCAAUUGAGGAAUCAUUUGGCACUGCUACACCUAUCGAAGGAACCAGAACGCCAAAGGAGAAGCGCCGUCAGAAACUCCUCAGAGGAAUUCAACGAGUUUCUUCGUCUCCGGCUUUAGCUAAACUAGGCCGAUCGCGUUCUUCUGCCAGUCCUUACGGAACAAGAGGCAGCUUGUCCUGCGUAAGCCUUUCAGCGAACUCGCCAUUUGGGCAAUACACCCCUGGAGCACCAUAUACCCCGGGAGCCCCAUCCUCUGGUGACUACUUUUCCUCUACGCAUCCUUCAAGUUCGGGCACGCCGAUUGUCGAGUUCCCUGAGUUCAACGGCAUCGAAAGUCGUCUCGGUAUUCGAAAGAUCGGCAAUGGGUCGACGCCAUGCUUGACUCCCGGCUCAAUCGGGCUGCCGGCCGACGUUACGACACGAUCCCGUUCCGGUACCGCCGCCCGCAGGCCGCCUUACGACUUCUGGUUGAAUAUGCCUGACGAAAUUCGCGUCCACAUAUUUUCAUAUCUCGACCCGAAAGAGCUAGUCUGCAGUUCUCGUGUUAAUAAGGAGUGGUACAAUUAUUGUUUCGACGGACAAUUAUGGACGAGACUGGAUGCGUCCAACUUCUAUCAGAAUAUCCCUGCCGAGUCACUUGCCAAGAUUAUUCUUGCUGCAGGUCCGUUCGUUAAAGAUCUCAACCUACGAGGUUGCAUGCAAGUUGAGCACUACAAGCGAGCGGAGGUAGUCGCCAAGGCCUGCAAAAACCUCAUGAAUGCAACUUUAGAGGGUUGCCGAAACUUUCAGAAGUCAACGUUGCACAGCCUGAUCAAAGCCAAUGACAAGCUGGUAAACCUCAAUCUUACUGGUUUGCCUGCUGUAACAAAUAGCACUUGCAAAAUCAUCUCCCAGCACUGCCCGCAACUGGAGACUUUCAAUGUCUCUUGGUGCAAGCAUAUGGAUGCCAAAGGCAUUAGAAUAGUGGUCCUUGCUUGCCCAAAGCUAAAGGACAUUCGAGCUGGAGAAAUCAAGGGUUUCGAUAGUCUUGACGUGGCCCAGGCAAUCUUUGAGACCAACAACCUCGAGCGUCUAGUUCUGAACGGAUGUGCAGAUAUAACCGAUGAGGCGUUGAAGACCAUGAUCCGGGGAGUUGAUCCUCAAAUCGACAUACUUACCAAUAGACCGACCAUGCCACCAAGGAAGCUUCGACACCUCAACAUCAGCCGUUGCCGAAACCUUACGAACAAAGGUGUGGAGGCACUUGGUCACAUGGUUCCUGACCUCGAGGGACUGCAGCUCAGUGGUUGCACGGCUUUGACGGACUCGGCCCUCGAGCCGAUUCUGUCAAGUACGCCCCGGCUUACGCACCUCGAGCUGGAGGAUCUUGCAGAUCUCACCAAUGAUCUCAUGUCACAACACCUGGCCAAAGCACCAUGUGCUCCCAGGCUUGAGCACUUGUCGGUCAGCUAUUGCGAAAACCUAAGCGACACUGGCAUGCUUCCUGUCGUCAAAAGUUGUGUCAGCUUGAAAAGCAUUGACAUGGACAACACACGGAUUGGUGACCUUGUAUUGGCUGAGGCGGCUGCCAUGGUUCGAUCGCGCGCCACUCGUACACCAAGGCGAGAUUCGCGUCCACACAUUGGUCUUCGCUUGGUUGUGUAUGAUUGUCAGAUGGUGACAUGGACAGGAGUUCGUGAGGUCCUCUCGUGGAAUGCGGAAAUCAGACAACCGUCCGGGAACACACCAACAUAUCCUACUGAGAUCAUCGGGUUGAAGUGCUUCUACGGCUGGCAGCAGACAGUUGACCAGCACACCCAGCGAGUCCUUCGUGGCGACUAUGCUGCCGCUGGUAGACUGGAACGCAAGUGGGCAGACUAUAUGCAAGCCAUGGAGGAGGCAGGAGCUUCAGGGGCUGGUUACCGCCGCAGAAGGCGUCGGGCUAGGGAUGCUCAGAACAUCCAUGCAGAUGAGGAAGAAGGUGGUGCCGGCACCGGAAGACGCCGUGCAAGAACGGUUGCUUCCUCUUGUGCCAUCAUGUGA